UAGGCGCUGGUUGGCAGUCGGCGCGCGAACAUGUGCGAAAGAAGUUGAAAUAACAUUGGUUCUUCGGUUGACAAUUUACUGCUUUGUCUCUGACUCCCGGGGCUUGGAAUACAAUUUCGCGCUUCGUUCCGUGUGUUACACGCCAUGUACACCGAGUGACUUAUUAGUGUUAUAAAUGUAAAUUAUUGGAAGAGAUGUCGAACAAGGAACCUUCGCCCACACUAAAGAGACUGAGACUUUCUGUGGAAUGAAAAUUCGUAUAUCAUCAUGCAUAUAGGCUUUGUAGCCUUCUGUUUCAUCCUAGGGAUCGUGAAUGUUUUUGGCGGUCGUGUUUUUGAUGUAACGGCGAUCCCGUUAGAGACUGUGCUUUCUGAGGCGGGUUCCAACGUGACUCUUACGUGUCCAGGAGUGACGGAACACUCCUUGGUUCUUAUGUUAGAAUGGCGUUCUCACAUAAAACUUGUGGAAUACAUGAGUGACAGUACAACCGUAUGGGAACACAGACAUCGUAUUACGUUACUCCCGGACACAUUUGGGCUUCAUUUUCAUCCCGUGACUGCAGAGGACAGCGCCGAAUACAGCUGCCUAGUCAACAAUCGCCCGAAACCGGAAGCCAUCGUCAGACUCAUCGUACAAGAUGUCCCGGAUCCUCCUGGAAGGCCCCUCAUAAUGGGUUUCACGUCCCGCUAUGUGAAUUUAUCGUGGGCACCGUCUCAGGACACACAUAACAGCCCCAUCUCUCACUACGUCAUCCAUGUAAGAGUUGGCGAGGACGGAGACUGGGGAGUGAACAGCGGUAUCGAAACGCAGAAUAAUGAAACGAACUACCAGGUUUCGGGGCUUUACCCCUUCACCGUGUACAGUUUCCGUGUGGCUGCUGUAAAUGCAAUGGGCCGGAGUAGACCCAGCAAGGAGUCUUACUACAUGGUGACGUUGCGAGAAGUGCCCGACGGGAAACCGACCAUCACCACGGCCCAGAACACCAGCGCCACGUCACUGCACAUCAGCUGGCGCCCUCCGCACCGCGACACCAUUCACGGCGAAUUCCUUGGUUACCGCAUCGAGUACCGACCUCGGGACCGUGGGCCAGAGGCUGUCAAGGAGAUAUACAUCCGCGAUUCGAACGUUGACAGCCACACUAUCCAGAAUUUGGAAACUUACACACAGUACCGUGUCUCUCUCCAAGUGUUCAACCCAGAAGGACCUGGACCGAGUACAACGGUGCUAGUGAUGACAGAUGAAGGCGUACCAAGUAAGCCUCUGAAUGUAACAGUCCUGCGCGUCACUCAUUCAUCCAUCGAGCUGUCAUGGAAUAAACCAGAACCACCCAAUGGCCAGAUCAUUGGAUACCGCCUGUACUAUAUGCAUGCCAACUAUACUGACGUGAAGACUAUUCGCAAGACAGACCCUCACAUUGAAUUUAUUCUCCAAGAUCUGAAACCAUACACCGAAUACAAGAUAUGGUUGAAAGCUUUCACUUGGAAGAAUGAAGGCGAUCCUUCAGAAGCCAUCCGCCAUAAGACAGAUAUAAGUGGUCCGAGUGCUCCGCGCAUUGUGAAUCUAACUUGCCAAUCUCACGAUACACUUUACCUUCAGUGGCAGCGUCCACAAGAAUACUUCGGAGUUAUUGACCGAUAUAUUAUUUUAUAUCGUGAUGAGAGGUCCAUGGAGUUUGAAGAGUUGGUUAUUUCAGCAUUAGCAGAUCAUCCAGAACCUUCGAUGGUGAUACCGAACCUUACCGUUGACACAGUAUAUGAGAUUAAAUUGCGUGGAGUUUCGCAUAGCAUCAUUAGCCGUGAAGAUGUGCUGGGCCAGAUGUCCGAACUACGGAAGGUGCACGUUCAACCAAAUUGUGACAAGAUUCAGAACUUCAAGCAGAGCAGUACAAAGGAAUUGAGUGCAGGGAUGAUCGCUGGUGUCGUGUGCGCCUCUUUUGCCCUGUUAUUGGCAGUGGUCGCUUUUAUACUCUGGAGGAAAUGUUUCCACGCGGCAUAUUAUUACCUCGAUGAUCCUCCACGAGCACCUCCACCGACGCUGGUUGACUGGGAUGCCAGAGCAGAGAAUGGCGGUGUUAAAACAGCCAUUCCUGUUCACUUGUUCUCAAAACACGUGUCUGAACUUCAUGCGGAUGGAGACAUUGGCUUCAGCAAGGAAUACGAAUCAAUUCAGGCAGCUUCCACACAAGAAGAAUAUCCAUCAGAACAUUCGCAGCACCCUGACAACAAGCAGAAAAAUCGCUAUCUGAAUAUAUUAGCAUAUGAUCACAGCCGAGUGCAGCUACUGCCAGUUCCUGGACAGAAACGGUCCAUUGAUUAUGUCAAUGCCAACUACAUCGAUGGUUUCCAGCGAUCACGGGCAUACAUUGGUACUCAGGGACCACUUCCUGCAACAUUUGAUUGUUUCUGGCGCAUGGUUUGGGAACAGCGUGUGGCAAUCAUCGUGAUGAUUACUAAUCUUGUGGAGCGUGGAAGGGAAACUCUUAAAAGACAGCCUAAGCUUGCAUCCCAAUGUCUGGAGAGAAAAUGUGAUAUGUAUUGGCCUAAAGAAGGGGUGGAAACUUAUGGAGUGAUACAAGUGAAGUUGGUGAAGGAGGAUGUUAUGGCAACGUACACAGUUCGCACUCUACAGAUACGACACCUACGGGUGAGCAGCCACAACUGUAUCAGAAUUAAGAAAAAGAAGCAAGUCAUGGCUGAACGUUUCGUAUAUCAAUAUCACUACACAAACUGGCCAGAUCAUGGUACUCCUGAUCACCCAUUGCCAGUUCUCAGUUUUGUGAAGAAGUCAUCAGCUGCCAGUCCUGUGGAUGCUGGCCCAAUCAUUGUCCACUGCAGUGCUGGUGUUGGCAGAACAGGUACCUAUAUAGUUCUAGACGCGAUGUUAAAGCAAAUCAGAAGCAAGGGAGAAGUGAACAUUUUUGGAUUUUUGCGCCAUAUUCGCACACAACGUAACUUCCUGGUCCAGACAGAGGAGCAGUAUAUAUUCAUCCAUGACGCACUACUUGAAGCAAUUGAGAGUGGCGAGACAAAUAUCAAUCAAGCUUAUCUUUCACGCUACAUUCACAGUCUGCAAGCCAGCGAUGCCCUCGAAGAAAAAACAGAACCGUGGAAAAUGCUUGAGACCCAAUUUAAGCUUGUAACAUCAUUCCAGCCAAAGGAUUUUAACCUGAUUUCUGCCAACAAACCGUGCAACCAACUGAAAAAUCGUACAUUAGAUCUUUUACCGAUAGAAAGUGGCAGGGUUCAUCUAACUCCAAAACCUGGAGUUGAUGGGAGUAACUACAUAAAUGCUACAUGGUUUCAAGGUUUCCACAAGUUGCGAGAAUUUAUAAUCACUCAGCAUCCACUUGAAGCGACUGCACAAGAUUUCUGGCAGAUGGUUUGGGAUCAUAAUGCGCAAACUAUUGUCAUGCUCUCCAGUUUAGAUGACCAGGAAUUUGGCAUUUUCUGGCCAGUAGCACAUGAAGAAAUGGAAGCAGAAAAUUUUAGAGUGAAAUUUGUAGAGGAAGCUGAUCAUGGUGGCUACAUUACACGUGAUUUCACACUUCAGUCACUGCAGGAUGACUAUGAACUAGCAGUACACAUGAUACAUUGUGCUAAUUGGCCACACAGCUGUAGUCCCAUCAUUUCCUUGUUUGAACUCAUCAACCUAGUCCAGGAAUGGCAUCUUGAAUAUCAAAAUGGGCCCAUUAUAGUGAUGGACAGGUAUGGAGGAACGGAAGCAGCCGUUUUCUGUUGUCUUACAACACUAAACAAGCAGCUAGAGUAUGAAAAUCAUGUGGAUGUAUACAUGUAUGCCAAGCUGUAUCAUAACAAGCGUCCAGGGAUCUGGAAGUGUCAGGAUGAUUAUCUCCUUCUCUACCGUGCCCUGGAGGCAGUGGCUAGCAGUGUGACAAACACGAUCCCCCCUCCACCGCCUGCCCCCACGCCUGCCCCCCCAGAUUUGUACCUUACAGCAAAUGGUCACAUCAAUGGGUUUGUCGGCAAUGGAAAUGGGCCGGGCCAAGGAAACGGGAGUGUACGGGUGCCUCCAGAAGGCAUGGAGGCAGGAAUAGGUGGACGUGAUGCACUUGCUUAAGGUGUUCUUGGGCAAUGUGUUUUUUCUGGUGAUAUAUUAUAGGUUAAUAGAAGACUUAAUUCAGUGAGGGACAAAGACCAUGUGUUAAAGCAUGGCUAUUUGCCAAAAAAAUAUUAAUAUAACAGUUUUUUAAAAAGUGUUCAGAAUUUCUUGAUGCCAGGAAGUCAUGUGGACCAUAAAGCAUUAUCUUACGUGACAAGUGCAGACAUGUGGAAAGUUGACAACGAUGUCAAAAAUGGGUGAUGUUUGGGAAGAAACCAAAUAUGUUGUUCAACAGAAAUAGUUGUCCAUUGGUGCAUUUAACCUUAGUGUUGCAUUUGUACGUAUGUAUAUCUUUGUGUAGUCACUUUGGUUUUUGUGUUUUGGAUGGCAUUGUGUGUGAUGUUGUGAAUCUCUUAAGGGAAUCCAGGUUUUCAUACGUCCCAUGAUUUGACAAUUAGGACACCUCCAUCGCAUACAAAAAAUAUAUAUAUAUCUAUAUAUGAAACACACAAUGUCUUUAUGUUUUGUUAGUGUUGUCACAACUCAUAAUCUGUGCACUGGGUUGCGUGUAUCGGUGAACUAGGUGUCUCACACCGACUGUACUUUAUUAGUCAUUUGUUGCAGUUAAAAAAUCUUGUAGUUUCUAGUCCAGGAAUGCUGGUGUGUGACAACGUUUUGGCUCAAUAAAGGGGUGGAAGUGCUAAGGAGGGGAAUGUGGGCCUGACUGGCUAUGACAGCCGUGGAAAUUGAUGAUGUAGCAUCGUUUUCUCAUGUUCAUAUUCAGAUGUAAGUUAACCAACAUCACUGUAGUCUUAUGUUAGAUGAUUGACUACAUAAUUCCUUAUCAGUAAUGAUUGGAGAACCAGAGAUGUUUAGAUGUAAACUUCUUACUUUCCACGAAAUAAGAACAUAAUUUCAUUUACUCAGUACAAAGUAUGUGUGAUUUAUGUUUGCCUAGUAUUCUUGUUCUUUCAUUAUGGUAGAAUUUUUUCUUCGCUGUUUUCGAUGGAACUGGAACCUGAUCUUAACUUCAUUUCCAUUUGAAUUAAGAGAGUACAAGUACAAAUGCAGUCUGUAUUCCAUAGCGAGACUCGCAUUCUGAACUAGCGACAGUCGAAGUGUAGUGGGAACACAUUCUAAACGUACAUCAUUGUGAACCAUCUCUUGAAUCCUGCCUACAUCUUAGCUCUGAUAUUAGAGUUUAUUAAGCAAUGUGACAAGAUAUCUUCACGUAACAUAUUUGAUAUACAGUUCAUUGUAUAAAAAGUACAAUUCAGCUUUUUAUAUUGGUGUUAACAAUCAAGUUGGGAAAUGAUACCAGGUCAGUGAAUUUAUUUUAGGAAGAUGCAUUUUUUUUGUCAUUUUCCUUCUGAGUGUUUUAUACUGUAUAUAGCUAUGUACAUACUGGUGGGUCUGAAUGCUGCAGUUCCCAAUGUCCAAGUGUUCCUAGAAUGAUCUGUUAUAGUCUCACUACAUGUUAAGAAAAGUGAAUUCAUUCCCCGUACAUUUGUACAGCCGUUUAAUGGUGUGUCAGUCGACUGUGACAGUGAACUUAUUCCAAUUUCAAGACAUGCUAAUAUAAUAAAAGGCUUUAUUUGUCAAAUAA
Messenger RNA from Zootermopsis nevadensis, 5665 nucleotides. RefSeq names its product Protein tyrosine phosphatase 99A (gene Ptp99A). The record is from RefSeq and is a predicted model, not a curated record. Gene Ontology annotation, molecular function: protein binding; protein tyrosine phosphatase activity. Lineage: Eukaryota; Metazoa; Arthropoda; Insecta; Blattodea; Termopsidae. Gene Ontology annotation, biological process: protein dephosphorylation.